Trichomonas vaginalis G3 is the source of this 693-nucleotide messenger RNA. RefSeq names its product rhythmic process. Gene Ontology annotation, cellular component: nucleus; cytoplasm. The transcript has a single exon. Gene Ontology annotation, biological process: microtubule-based process. NCBI's taxonomy places the organism in Eukaryota, Parabasalia, Trichomonadida, Trichomonadidae. Bases 1 to 693 code for a protein of 230 amino acids. The record is from RefSeq and is a predicted model, not a curated record.
AUGUCUCGGAGAAAGAAGAAAGAUCACUCAUGGGCAGAUAUUCAAAUCUUAGAACCAUCAAUUCCUAUUGACAAAUUAGAAAAUGAGAUAAGAAAGUACAACCCAGCUUCAUAUCCUGCUUUUAAUGAACUCAUCAAAAUUUUUACAGAAAAGAAGAUUAACAGCAUCAUAGUAUUAGGACUCGGCGAUAUGUGUACAGAAAUCAGCGCAAGAAAACAGAUUUCAUUCAUUCUUUCAAUCAUCGAAAAAUUUGAUAUCAAAAAUAUUCGUUUUUACGACCCGAUAUCAUGCAAGAAUUGCAAUGGAUUCCUGGAAUCAAAAGGAUUUCAUAUUGAUUCAGAAAAUUUAUAUGGCCAAUAUGAAGCUUCACCAAAUUCUGCAUUUUUUAUAUUCCAUGGCCCACACUUCUUGUAUCACAAUCUAAUUACAACCAAUCUAACUCCUGAUAAGUUAGCGAAUAUAGUUAUAAUAGGUAAUUCGAUUGAAAAUUCAAGAAACUUGAAAAAUUCAUCUGGAUUUAUAAUGGGGGAGGCAUUUGAUGCUGGAAUAUUAAAUGAAACAAUGUUGAAUUUUAAUCAUGAUCCUUCUUUUGAUAAUACAGCACUAAUAACAGCUCAAACCGAAAACUUCCCUCCAUUAGAUAACAAGAUUUGGAGUAAGCGCCAAAUCAUAAUAUCAGAUGGAGAAAAAUGA